Molecule: messenger RNA, 1796 nt
Organism: Sorghum bicolor (sorghum)
Lineage: Eukaryota; Viridiplantae; Streptophyta; Magnoliopsida; Poales; Poaceae
Product: putative disease resistance protein At1g50180
Exons: 4
Coding region: 539-1630 (363 amino acids)
Molecular function (GO): ADP binding
Source: RefSeq, a predicted model, not a curated record
CCUUAGUCUCACCAGGCUCUUCCUCCUCUUCAUGCCAGAUCCCAUCCAGAAAGCUCUCACCUCUCAGCGCACUUUGCACUGCAGACUUGCAGUGAGUGUGUGAUCCAGCGACGAGCGAGUGAGGGACUGGGUGAUUCAGCCACGAGCAGCGGCUGAAUUGGAAAAUCGGCAGCAUCUCCAUACGUAUCCUGCAGCGAUCGACUCGCAGACUGAGCGUGUUUGUGUGGCCAUUGUGAAGUCCAGACGCCUAGUUGCUGGCUGUUCAAUAACCACUAGCAAUCCCUGCUGCUGCUCCUCCAUCGAGUCGGGCUCCAUCCUCUUCAGGUUCCAACUUCGAAUCUAGGGCACUGAGAAGUGAGCUGCUGGGUGGCUACACCGGGGCAGAUUCAAAACUCAAAAUCAAGCCAGAUCCCAUCGAUCUGGCCACAAGCACAGCUUGAUCCAGCGUUCACCAUCGGCUCCCUUCGCAACCAUCUGGUGAGCGGUGAGCGGCAGACUUGCACAGCGGUCUCCUCACUCACGCUAGCUUGAAAAAAGGAUGGAGGUUGUGACAGGGGCGCUGCCAAGUGUCAUCACCAAGCUCGGCGAGCUGCUUGCUGGUGAGUACAAUCUGCAGAAGGGGGUGAAGGGGGAGAUCAAGUUUCUCCAAUCUGAACUUGAGAGCAUGAAGGGUGCCCUCGAGAAGGUCUCCAACACGCCGCUAGACCGGCUUGACAUUCAGGACAAGAUCUGGGCAAGGGAUUUGAGGGAGCUAUCCUAUGAUAUAGAGGACAACAUUGACACGUUCAUGGUGUGUGGCAAGAGUGAUGAGUCAGCCAAGCUGCAUGGUAUCAAAAAGUUUGUUGAUAGAAGUGUUGGCUUGUUCAAAAAGGCUAAGAUUCGCCACGAGAUUGGUACUGAGAUAAGGGACAUCAAGAGCCGUGUUGUAGAGGUACAUGAGAGGCGUCUUAGGUAUAAUGUUAACAAUGGUGUUGAUAAGCCUACCACAACUACUGUAGUGGACCCUCGUUUAUUUGCUCAGUUCAAAGAGGCAAAAGAGCUUGUCGGAAUUGAUGAGACGAGAGAUGAGCUAAUCAAGGUACUGAUGGAUGGAAAUGGAGUGCCCUUUCAGCAGGGCAAGGUAGUUUCCAUUGUUGGAUUUGGAGGCCUUGGAAAAACAACUCUUGCCAAAGUAGUGUAUGAGAAGAUUAGAUCACUGUUUCAUUGUUGUGCUUUUAUUUCGGUGUCCCAAACACCUGACUUGAAGAAAUUAUUCAAGGAAUUGCUCUAUGAUCUUGACAAGAACAUCAAUGCAGAAACAUUGGAUGAGAGGCGGCUCAUCAAUGUACUUAGAGAAUUCCUUAUACCAAAAAGGUAUCUUGUUGUUAUUGAUGACAUAUGGGAUGUCUCAGUCUGGGAAGUGAUCAAAUGUGCUUUGCCUGAAAAUGAUAUUGGAUUUGCAGUCAUUACAACUACACGUAAUGUUGAUGUUGCUGAUAGAGUUGGUGGUGCUUACAAGUUGAAAGCCCUGAGGAUAACUCGAGGAAAUUAUUGUACAGAAGAGUAUUUGGUAAUGAAAACAACAACAAUGUUGAAGACAUGGGAAAAUGCCCUAUCGAGGAGUUGGCCGAAGUAUCUGAUAGAAUACUAAAGAAAUGUGCCGGUGUACCCUUGGCUAUUAUUACAAUGGCUAGUCUGCUAGCUUGUAAACCUCGAAAUAAGAUGGAUUGGUAUGAGGUAUACCAUUCUAUUGGUACUGGUCUCCAGAAUAAUCUUGAUGUUGAGAAUAUGAGAAAGAUUUUGUCGUUUAGCUACUA